Gloeophyllum trabeum ATCC 11539 is the source of this 1029-nucleotide messenger RNA. Its product is annotated as serine/threonine specific protein phosphatase. Gene Ontology annotation, biological process: peptidyl-serine dephosphorylation; double-strand break repair via homologous recombination. The coding region runs from base 39 to 956 and encodes 305 amino acids. Gene Ontology annotation, molecular function: protein serine/threonine phosphatase activity. The record is from RefSeq and is a predicted model, not a curated record. Gene Ontology annotation, cellular component: nucleus; cytoplasm. NCBI's taxonomy places the organism in Eukaryota, Fungi, Basidiomycota, Agaricomycetes, Gloeophyllales, Gloeophyllaceae. The transcript is spliced from 8 exons.
CUUGAAACGCUCGUCGGCGUGUACGACGGCGCAAGGUGAUGCCGAGUGACCUCGAUAGACAGAUCGAGCAACUGGCGCGCUGUGAACCGAUCUCGGAGGAGCAAGUCAAAAUCUUAUGUCUGAAAGCUCGUGAGAUUCUUGUGGAGGAGGGCAAUGUGCAGGCGAUAGACUCUCCGGUUACGAUAUGCGGCGACAUACAUGGGCAGUUCUUUGACUUGAUGGAGCUGUUCAAGGUGGGAGGGUCAUGUCCACAGACUAACUAUCUGUUUAUGGGCGACUUUGUCGAUCGUGGAUUCUACAGCGUAGAAACGUUUCUGCUAUUGCUGGCUCUAAAAGUCCGAUACCCCGAGCGCAUCACGCUGAUUCGCGGAAACCAUGAGUCGCGUCAGAUCACCCAGGUAUACGGCUUCUACGACGAAUGCCAGCGCAAGUACGGAAGUAGCAACGUAUGGAGAUGGUGUUGCGAGGUCUUUGAUUACCUCGCGUUAGGAGCCAUCGUAGAUGGCCGAGUAUUCUGCGUGCAUGGCGGACUGAGUCCAAAUUUGCACACGAUUGACCAGAUCCGAGCCAUCGACAGAAAACAGGAGGUUCCACACGAUGGGCCUAUGUGUGACCUGUUAUGGUCCGACCCGGACGACAUCCAAGGAUGGGGCGUAUCGCCCCGCGGCGCCGGAUAUCUCUUCGGCCCAGAUACGACGAAAACGUUUGCGCACAAUAACGCUAUCGACCUUAUCGCGCGCGCACAUCAGCUCGCGAUGGAGGGAUACAAGCUCAUGUUCGAUAGAACAAUCGUGACCGUUUGGAGCGCGCCCAACUACUGCUACCGGUGCGGCAACGUCGCUUCCAUUCUCGAACUGGACGAACAUCUUGCGCAAGAGUACAAAGUUUUCGGGGCCGCCCCGUCGGAUGUCCGGUCUAUACCCACAAAACGCCCCCCUGCCGAUUAUUUCUUGUAGCUCCAGCGACCUCCCCGUUUUACGAAUAUAACCCACAACUGUAAUGCCCCGGUGCUUGUAGCCUUAGUAAUUC